CCUGACACAAUUAUUUAUUGAAUCAUAUGUAACUAGUUUAUUCAAAUCUAUGUAUAAAGUGAAACCCUGUUGUCAUAGCUACAUUGAUCAAAACAUUCAUUUCCGGGUUGAGCCAGACUUCAGGUACUUUUGAACAGCGGGAUUACAAAUGACAGAACUCUUCCGGGAAGUCCGAGGAGAGGCAAACCUUGUUUCUUGGACGAAAAAUGCUAUAAAAUUGACUGACAAAGAACCACUUCAUGUCAUGAUGUUUGAUUGAUUCAUUAUCGUGCAAGAAUCUUGUAUCGACUCUGCAUCGUAUGUGAACGAGGAACAGUAUUCAGUGCAAUAAGAUUUCGUCACGACUGGACUCGGUACAAAGGAAGCCCAAUUUGAUAUACUGAAGACUUUAAAGAGACGACAUGAAAUGGUCGAAGGCAUAUUCUAUCGGUGAAUCAAAACUACAAGCUGGUGAAACUAGAGAUGCCAUAAGAUACUUUAAAAAGGCCCUGAUGAUUGCACAGAAGAAUGGCUCUAAACAGGAAGAAACUAGCACGCUAGCAAAACUGGCUGACGUUUACUGCGAUAUAGAAAAUUAUCACGAGGCUGCUGAUUACUAUGAGAAGGGACUGGAAAUAGUACAAGAGACUGGUGACAARAAACUAGAGUGUGCGAUGUGUUAUAACAUUGGCAUUGCGUGUGGUAAACUGGGAGAUUAUGAAAAGUUUAUGCAGUAUUCAAAACAAGGCUUCAAUAUUGCGUUAAGAAUCGGUGACUGUAGACUCACUGCAGAUUCUUAUGAUGGCCUUGGUCGUGCUUACAAUGACCUGUGUGACUAUCAAAAUAGUAUUAAGUGCCAUAAAAAAGCUGUUGAUAUGUACAAACAACUGAAUGAUGAAGAAGGAUUAGGGCUUUGUUAUACAAACAUGUCAUUAUCAUAUCAGAUGCUAGGAAAGUACCAUGAUGCAAUUCGUCUAUUAGAGGAGAGUCUCAGGAUAAGUGUUAAAAUUGGAAGAAAAAGAGAUCAAGCGACUGGCUUACUUAAUUUGGGAACAAUAUACAAGACCCUGAAUGAUAUUGAUAAGGCCGUUGAGAUGUACCAGAAAAGCCUCACUAUCAGCAUAGAGAUCAGUAAUAAAGGUCUUCAAGCAAAAUGUUAUCUUGGACUGGGAAAUUCUUUGAUAAAUUAUUCUAAAAUAUAUUCAGAUGCCAUUCCCUUUUUUCAGAAAUGCUUGGACAUUACUAUAGAAAUCGAUGAUAAACAAACACAAGCGACCACCUUAGUAAACAUUGGCGGAUGCUUAACGGGAUUACAUCGAUACGAAGAGGCGAAUAAAAACUACGACAUUAGUCUUGCUAUUGCUAAAGAAUUAAAUGACAAAGGUCUUGAGGCAAGUAUUUAUUAUUCUAUGGCUGAAAACAAUAUAAUCAAAAAUCAUUUUCAAACUGCAUUAAGUUUAUCGAAGAAAUGCCUUGACAUCGCUUCAACUAUCGGCAAUAAAGAACUUGAAGGUAAUGCUUGUUAUCUUCUGGGUCGAACAUACUAUUCAUUUCACAAAGAAAACCAAGGACAUCAAGCAUGUCAUAAUACUGAUGAUAAUAUAGCUAAAUCAGAAGAAUACUUGAAAAAAGCUGUUGUUUGUUUUGAUUUUUUGUUUCAACAUCUCCAUCAACGGGAUCAUUUCAAAGUCUCCAUAUUUGAUACAUUCAAUAAGGCUUACAAGCUACUCACCACCGUUCUAAUCGAGACAAAGCAACUACAAGAGGCUCUGUUAGUAUCUGAUGGUGGACGAGCACGUGCUUUAGGAGAUCAUUUGUUGUUUAAAUACGGCAUAAUUCAGCAAGAAAUGCCAUUAGCUAAGCCACUAACUUAUCCUGAUGUUGAAGCGAUCUUCUUUAAAGAUGUCUUCUCGAUACUGCAUUACAGCUUACUAAGCAACAGUUUGGCUGUGUGGGUUUUAGCYAAAGACUCACUGAUGUUCAGAGAAACUGAAAAGGAACAGUUUGAUUCUGCCAUAGAAACAUUGACUGAAGAAAAGAAAGAUGGUGAUGAAAACUCCAUUAAACGUUACUUUACUGACACUAUUACAAGAGCAUAUGAAAUGAUGAGAAUCCAAGAAAGCGUCACUUGUGAAAACAGAUCACUUGAUGAUUGCGUUACAUCGAAAUCUGAAUCUCUGUCACGUGAUGAUGGUACCAGUGAAGAGAMCCUCGAUSAAGCGUCACACCCACUUGAAAUGUUGUACAAUUGUUUAGUUGCACCUKUCCUAUCAGACGUACGACACGACGAGAUUGUCAUAGUACCCGAUGGACCAAUGUAUAGGGUACCAUUUGCAGCCCUCAGGGAUCCCAACACAGGACAGUAUCUGUCAGACACCAAACGCAUUCGUCUUGCUCCAUCAAUUGCAGUAUUAAAGACCCUAAAUGAAUGUCCAGUGGAUCAUCACAGCCAAAAAGGAGGGUUGAUUGUAGGAGAUCCUAGUGUCGGAGAGGUGAUGUUCAGAGGCAAGAAACGAUUGUUUGCAAGUUUACCUUCAGCAAAUAGGGAAGUCAGCUUUCUUUCUGCUAUGCUUAGACAGUCGACCACACUGACUGCCGAACAAGCUACCAAAGAUGCGAUUUUAGAAAAACUGAAAGAAGGCUCAGCUGUAAUUCACAUUGCUGCACACGGGAGCUGUGACAAUGGUGAAAUAGCGCUGGCACCAACUGUCUCGUCAGAAAGACAAGGUAUCCCAGAAGAAGAUGACUACCUGUUGACGAUGAAAGAAGUCCAACAAAUAGGAAUCAAAGCUCAACUUGUUGUGCUAAGCUGUUGUUACAGUGGCCGUGGGAAGAUUAGGGCUGAGGGUAUGGUUGGACUAAGUCGUGCUUUCCUUGCGGCCGGAGCUCGUUCUGUCGUAGCKUCAUUGUGGGCAAUCGAUGACAGUGUAACUUUUAGCUUCAUGGUGAGUUUUUACGGUUAUCUGACUCGAGGUGAAAGUGCGAGUGUAAGUCUUCAUAGAGCCAUGCAUGACAUUAGAAAGGAAGGCCACAGGGAUCCCAUGUACUGGGCUCCUUUCUUCUUGAUCGGUGAUGAUGUCAUCCUGAAUUUGAGAUGUGACUAUCAAAAUAGUAUUAAGUGCCAUAAAAAAGCUAUUGAUGUGUACAAACAACUGAAUGAUGAAGAAAGAUUAGGGGUUUGUUAUGGAAACAUGUCAUUAUCAUAUCAGGAGCAAGGAAAGUACCAUGAUGCAAUUCGUCUAUUAGAGGAGAGUCUCAGGAUAAGUGUUAAAAUUGGAAGAAAAGAAAACCAGGCGGGUGACUUACUUAAUUUGGGGUCAAUAUACACAACGCUGAAUGAUUAUGAUAAGGCCAUCAAGAUGUUCCAGAAAAGUCUUGCUAUCAGUAUAGAGAUCGGUAAUAAAGGUCUUCAAGCAAAAUGUUAUGGUAGCCAGGGAAAUGUUUUGCUUGAUUAUUGUAACAAAUAUUCAGAAGCCAUCGUGUAUUGUCAGGAAUGCUUAGACAUUUCAAAAGAAAUCGAUGAUAAACAAUCACAAUCGGUCGCCUUAGUAAACAUUGGCAAAUGCUUAUAUGGAUUACAUCGACACGAAGAGGCGAAUAAAAACUACGACAUUAGUCUUACUAUUGCUAAAGAACUAAAUGACAAAGGUCUUGAGGCAAGUAUUUAUCGUUCUAUGGCUGUAAACAAUAUAAUCAGAAAUCAUUUUCAAACUGCAUUAAGUUUAUCGAAGAAAUGCCUUGACAUCGCUUCAACUAUCGGCAAUAAAGAACUUGAAGGUGAAGCUUGUUAUCUUCUGGGUCGAAUAUACUAUUCAUUAAACAAAGAAAGCCAAGGACAUCAAGAAUGUCAUAAUACUGAUGAUAAUAUAGCUAAAUCAGAAGAAUACUUGAAAAAAGCUGUUGUUGUUUUGACUUUUUGUUCCUACAUCUCCAUCAACAAGAUGAUUUCAAAGUCUCCAUAUUUGAUACAUUCAAUGAAAACUACAAGCUACUCACCACCGUUCUAAUCGAAACAAGGCAGCUACAUGA
Exaiptasia diaphana is the source of this 4008-nucleotide messenger RNA. RefSeq names its product tetratricopeptide repeat protein 28. The transcript has 3 exons. Gene Ontology annotation, molecular function: protein binding. Lineage: Eukaryota; Metazoa; Cnidaria; Anthozoa; Actiniaria; Aiptasiidae. The coding region runs from base 402 to 3986 and encodes 1194 amino acids. The record is from RefSeq and is a predicted model, not a curated record.